Alnus glutinosa is the source of this 2262-nucleotide messenger RNA. RefSeq lists its product as uncharacterized. The transcript has 7 exons. The record is from RefSeq and is a predicted model, not a curated record. The coding region runs from base 1 to 2262 and encodes 753 amino acids. Lineage: Eukaryota; Viridiplantae; Streptophyta; Magnoliopsida; Fagales; Betulaceae.
AUGCUAUGGCAGGAGCUGGUUUUAGUUAAAGUUCAAGUGGGGGCUUUUCCGUGGCUCAUUGCAGGUGACUUCAAUGUUGUGCGGUGUCAACAAGAGAAAUGGGGAAAUUGCAUUCAAAGUUUGGAGAUUGAGGAUCUGGCCUCUACAGGUUUCUUUCAUACAUGGUCGAACAAGCGAGCGGGUGAGAAUUUUAUCUCCAAAAAGUUAGACCGGGUCAUGGCUAAUUUUGGUUGGAUUAAGGCUUUUGUAGAUACUUUUGUUGAUUUUUUUGAAGGGGGAAUAUCAGACCAUUCCCCUACUCUAGUUUCGAUAGAAGAUUAUAUUAGCUAUGGUCCCAAAUCCUUCAAGUUUUUCAACUUUUGGUUUGACCAUGGGCAGUUUUUGGAUUGGAUUAAGGAGGGUUGGAAUUCUGAAGUUCAUGGCUACUCUAUGUUCAAACUGUAUUCAAAACUGAAAGGUGUUAAACAGAUAUUGAAAGCCAAGAACAAGGAAUUUUUUAAUGGUUUGGGGGAGAGGGUUGUUCUAGCUCGGAAGGCUCUUGCUAUGGCUCAAGAAGAGAACUUUUUGAAGCAAAAAUCCAGAAACCAAUGGCUGAAUUUGGGUGAUGGAAACAAUAAGUUCUUCCAUACAAAGGUUAAGGUGAGGAAUUCCUUUAACAUGAUUAAAUCUCUUAAGGAUGAGGAGGGGAAUGUAGUGGAUGAUAUGAAGGGUAUAAAAAAUUUAGUGACUGAUUUCUAUAUGAAGUUGUUGGGAGAGACUUCUCAUGCUUUUACUCAAAGUAAAGCUGAACGGGUUUCCAAACUCAUUCAGAACAACUUCCCUUCAUCUUGGAUUUCUGGAACGGAGGCAGAGAUUACUAGAGAGGAAGUUAGGAAAACAAUCUUUGCUAUGAAUCAAAACAAAGCCCUGGGUCCCGAUGGUUUUUUUGCAGGGUUUUACUAUAGAGCUUGGGCUAUGGUAGGGGAUGAUGUCACGGAUGCAGGGGUGGAGUUUUUAAAAUAUGGCCGGUUGCUUCGAGAGACUAAUGCAACCAUCAUUACACUUGUUCCCAAGAGGAAAAAUCCUUCCUCUGUGGGUGAUUACAGACCUAUUUCUUGCUGGAGAAGUAUAGCUGAAAAUAUUCUCUUUGCACAAGAGAUAGUUUGUGACUAUCAUAAGCUCAAUGGUAAACCAAAGUGUACUCUUAAGGUAGACCUUAUGAAGGCAUAUGACUCGCUAUGGAGGUUGUCUUUGUUGUUGGUUGAUUCUAUUGGUAUUGUUUCUAGGUUCGGCUUUCAUCCUAGAUGCCAUUCUUUAGGACUUACUCAUUUGUGCUUUGUGGAUGAUUUGUUCAUUUUCUCAACUGCCAACUCAAGUUCUAUUCGACGUAUUCUAGCAGUUUUGAGUGAUUUUGAGGAGCUUUCCGUGUUGAAGGCAAACCCUGCUAAGAGUUCUUUUUUCUGCUCGGGUGCGUCUAAUGAUACUAAGCAGGAGUUGCUGGAUAUUUUGCAAAUGGUUGAGGGGAAGCUUCCGGCUAAACUUAUCUCCUCGGUGCUUUUCAGUCUCCAAGUAUUUUGGUCUAGCAUUUUUAAUCUCCCUAAGGCUAUUUUAAGGCUUCUUGAGGAAGAGCUUAAUGGGUUCUUAUGGGGUGGAAAAGAUGAGAAGGCUAAGGCUAAGGCUAAGGCUAAGUUCAAAGUAGGUAAUGGAAGCAGAAUUUUUAUGUGGCUUGAUGUAUGGCAUCUGGAUGGGUGUCUACUUGAUAAAUAUGGGCCUAGAACUGUCUACGAAGUAGGUAAUUUGUUGGAUGCUAAACUAUCAACUAUAAUUUGCAAUGGAGAAUGGUAUUGGCCUCAUGCAAGAUCGGAUAGAAUUGUGGAUUUGCAAAGCAAGCUCCGGAGGUGGAGAGGAAGUAUGGAGAAUAGAGAACAUCUAUUCUUUCUAUGUGGCUUCAGCAAACGAAUAUGGAAGGAAGUGAUGGCUCUUUGUUUGGUAAGGCAGCUGAGGAAUUCUUGGGAAGAUGUCGAAAAUUGGAGCAGAAAAGAAUUAAGAUCAGAUUGCCUGACAUCUAGACUUUGUAGAUUGUGCUUGGGGGCUGCUGUCUAUCACUUAUGGAAGCAUAGGAACGGCAUUUUACAUGGGAAUAGUCUUAGUUUUGAGGAGCAGAUUGUAGCAAAGAUUAAAUGGGAUGUUAGGGCCUGUAUCGUGAGUAAAGGUCCUUACAAAAAGUCAGUAGAGAAUAUGCAGCUUGCUAGUUUGUGGAAUCUUCAAAAGAUUGUUCAUUAG